Messenger RNA from Numida meleagris (helmeted guineafowl), 2407 nucleotides. RefSeq names its product butyrophilin subfamily 1 member A1-like. The coding region runs from base 76 to 1116 and encodes 346 amino acids. The transcript has 5 exons. Gene Ontology annotation, molecular function: protein binding. The record is from RefSeq and is a predicted model, not a curated record. Lineage: Eukaryota; Metazoa; Chordata; Aves; Galliformes; Numididae.
CUGGAUAUCUUUGCCUACCUGAGGCCUUUUGAAGAAAGGACAGUGGAGAGGAGCACCUCGAGGGCUGUGGAAUCCAUGCAGGAGAAGAUGGAGAAGAUCCUGAGUGACAAACUUACCAACACUUGGAAUUCUCACCAGAAAAUCUCCGAAAACGUGCAAGCUGUGCAGACAGGUUUGGAGAAAAUGCAGGUGUCCACCAAGGAAGACCUUCAGAUGCUCAGAAAAGACCUGGAGGAAAGAGUAACAAAAGCAAGGAAUACAACAGAAAGGUCUGAGUCUGAAGAGAAUCAGGUGGAGGUGGAGAACCAGGCAGGAAGGACGGGGGUGAUGAUCACCUCAGGGGCCAUGGAAUCCAUGCGGGAGGAGAUGGAGAAAAUUCUGAGUGAGAAACUGACCAACACCUGGACUUCCCUUCAGAAAAUCUCUGAAAAUAUUCAAGCCCUGCAGACAGCUUUGGAGAACAUGCAUGUGUCCACAAAGGAAGAACUUCAGAUUCUCAGAGGGAUGCUGGAACACAGAAGAAAGAAAGGUUCUGUCAAAAUGCAGUACUACAAAGUUGAUGUCACCCUGAAUGCUGACACGGCUCACCCCAGACUGGAAGUGUCUGAAGAUGGGAAGAGUAUGAAUGAUACCGGUGCAAUCAGACAGGUACCCAGCAGGGAGGAGAGAUUUGAUUCCCACAUUUUUGUGUUGGCAAAGGAAGGAUACACAACUGGGAGACACUACUGGGUAGUGGAUGUAGGAAAGAGAAGAAACUGGACCUUGGGUGUUGCCUCUGAAUCUGUGGCUCGUAAACGGACUGUGACUCUGUCCCCACAGAAUGGCUUCUGGGUCAUAGGGUCAGCAGAUGGGCAGGAGUAUUGGGCCCACACAGAUCCUUGGACUCGUUUGACUGUGAGUGGUAGACCACAGAAGAUUGGAAUCUUCCUGAACAUCUCUGCCAACAAGCUCUCAUUUUACAAUGCCAGUAAGAAAACAGAUUUGUAUACUUUCACCACUAUUGGUUUUAGUGGGCAGGAAAAUAAAUAUUUUCCCUGCUUCUCAACAGGUUCUUGUUUUUCAAUGCUUGAUACUGAGCCACUGAAAAUAGUGCAAGGGUUUGAUGAUGAUGACUGAAUGUAUGAUUAAAUACAGAUUGUGAGAUCAGACGUUGUCUGAUGUUGUCAAAAAAACCCCUCCCUACUUUGCGCUUCCCAGUGGAAAUUGGCUUGGUAUUUGAUACCAGGAUCUUUCAGCUCUGCUUGCUAUCUCUGCCCUGAGACAGCAGGAAGAAGCCCUAGAGAUCAUGUCGAUAAAUGAAGUAUGACGCUCAGUAUCCAUGGAGAGUCUUCAGUUAUAUACAGGGAACUGAAUUGUCUUUUCAGCACAGGAGGUGCAAGAAGUACCUUCAACUUGAUUCCCCUGGCUGUUUUUUCCCACCUCAGUCACACAGAACCAAAUACAGUAUCCAGGAGAUGUCCAAACGCAGAUCACAUCAGACUUGUCUAUUUAAAUUUUCACUGGUCACAUCAUGCUCCUUUUCUUCAGUUCAAUUCAUAUGUAUCUUCCAUGCAAGUUCUGCAGCUCUGAAGAUCAGUUUGUGUUUGAAGUUCAUGGUCCUCUCCAGAGGCAUCAAAGCAUAGCAUGCGUUAAUCAAUCAUUCCUAGGAGUCUAAAAGGCCUGAGGUUAAAUUUUAUCCACAGGUACCAAAUAGAGAAAUAUUAGGAUUUUGCUAUUUCUCCUACAAAACUUCAACUAACUAGUCCAAUGAUCCUUUAAAAACUGUGGAAGUCAGUCCUAUCCCCUUUUUCUAGUGGGAAAUCUGAAGCAUAUGUGAGGGAUAUUGUAGUGCUUCAAUGUCCUUCACUUCCCAACCAGUGACGUUUGACCUAUUUCGCUUAUCAGAAUCAAGGUGCCAAAACAUCCUGUUUCACUCUGGGCACUGUAGACCACUCCAGCCUUCCUGCUAAUUACAAUUGCACACAAUCAGUCAGCUAAGGUUCUCCUUUCUGAAUCUCCAUGGAGUGUCUUUCUCAAAAAGGAUUACAAGUCCCAGCAGCUCCAUGAAAUUGAAAGUUUGUAUUUCACUAACUGAUCACCUGUUUUAGACAGUAGUCUAAAUUCUGUCAUUGGAAUUGUUCUAAAUCAGGUUUGAUGGGACUUUGAACAACCUGCUAUAAGGUAAAGAUGCCCAUUCCCAUGGCACAGAGUUUAAACUAGACAAUCUUAAAAGGUCCCUUCCUAUCAAACCAUUCCAAGAGUCUAUGAAAUGAAAGUGUGUAAGAUCAUAAUAGCAAGCAGAAAACCAAUCACUAUGUGAAGGAAGAUCACAAGAAGUAUUCCAUGAAAACUUUUGACAAAUGAAUAGCAGUAGUUUGGGGAAAGCUAGGAGAUAGAGAUAUUAGGUCAAACAGGAAAAAAAAAUGUU